Molecule: messenger RNA, 535 nt
Organism: Staurois parvus
Lineage: Eukaryota; Metazoa; Chordata; Amphibia; Anura; Ranidae
Source: the annotation of a GenBank genome assembly
CAUGCAUGUGCAGCUCCGGGAGCGCGCAGCGCGGCGAUCGGCAGUGCACUGUGUCCCUCGGACACAGUGGAUCACCGAUCAACAGUAAGAGCCGAAGAUGUCAGCUCUGUCAUGUGAUCAGCUGUGUCCAAUCACAGCUGAUCACAUGAGAGCCGGUAAUCGGCAUUCCUCAGAAGGGACAUGUACACUGAUUAUCAGUGUGCCCUGAUGAUCUGUGUAGCCCCUUCAGUGCCACCUGUCAGUGUCCAUCAGUGCCACAUUUCAGUGCACAUCAAUGCCACAUAUCAGUGCCCAUCUGAGCUGCCGUUCAGUGUCACCCAUCAGUGCCACCUAUCAAUGCCAGUCAGUGCCGCCUAUAAGUGUCAGUCAGUGCCGCCUAUCAGUGUGCAUCAGUGCCGCCUAUCAGUGCUGCCCAUCAGUGCCGCCUAACAGUGCCAGUCAGUGCUGCCUAACAGUGCCAGUCAGUGCUGCCUUUCAGUGCCCAUCAUUGAUGCCUUUCAAUGCCCAUCAGUGCCACCUACCAGUGCCUCAUCAG